GGCAGCUGGGGAGAUGGGCAAGGCCACUCGCGUUGCCUGACCCACAGUGACUCAGGAGGCAGCCAGGGAGCCAUUCUUACAUCUCCCUGGGGUCGUGGCCCCCUUCCUUUCCACCCACAACACAGAGGGUCAUCCCCAGGACGGUGCGUGGGGUGCGCUCUCCCCACCCGGAUCUGUCUGUCUGCCCCAAGCACUGGCCCAACACCCAGUCGGUGGAACUCAAGCACCCCAGUCAGCAGGUCGUGGGGUUGCCGACCUCAGCGGGGAGCCUUGGAGACCGAUACAGGCCAGAUGGAGGUCACACUGAUGGCACCUCCCUCCUAGGUACAGUCAAGUCGCAUCUGUACUCAACUUGUUGGCAAGGAUGGGACAUUGGUUUGGAAACGGAUGGCGACCUCCAUUGGAGCUAACAGAACACGAGCUAACACACAAGCUGGCCCGCAGUUGCCAGUUCCCUCCCAGAUCGUGAUUGUCCCCUCUGAAGCCAGUUAGGAAGCCAAGGAGCACGUCAAGCUGACCCCGUGUCCUCAGUUAAGGUGGGGCCACCCUGUUUGUGAUGUCACUUGCUUUUAUUCAGCUUCUCCUCAGUUCCCUGACGAGAGAGAGAUUCCUGCUCUAGGCUUGUAGGGAUCCCUUGACACCUGACAGAUGUGACUGGCAGCAGUUGACUAGUCACAUAUUCUCACAGUUCAAGGGAGGAGGAUACCACACACUGUGCAGGGCUGCACAGGAAUUGCACUUGGGAACAGAGGGAACAAGCAGGGGCUUGGAAGGCAAGACUUUGUCCUAACAAGAAGGUGGGGCAAGUCCUGGUUCCCUUGGGAGGGUAUGAGUGGCUUGCUUGAAGAAUUCAGUGGGCUUCUAGGGAACUGAACGCUGCUCCCCCAAAUCAACAGGCACUAUGUCUGGUCCCUGUGAUGAGAAGGGUUUUUGCUUAGGAGACCUUACGUGUGAGGGAGGAGGGAGAGGAGAACUUGCAUUAGGCUGUUUCCGUCCCUCCUUGAUUGUCCCUGGUGUGAAGACAGCCCUUAAUAUGGAAUCUUCAUUUCAGGCCUUAUGCCCCAAGAGGUUAUGAAAAUGUCAGCCUUCUUACAACUACUAAUGGCAUUUCACAGUGAAACAGUAUACAGAAGAAACAUGUAAAAGUUGUAUUGCUGUAUGCUAGCAACGAACAUGUGGGCUCCACUAUCAAACAUACGUUCACAAUUACUAGUAAAACUAUACUUAGGGAUCAAUCGAACAAAGCAUGUCCAGCACUCGCAUGCCCACAGCCGUUAGCACUGAUAGAGGAAAUCGGAGAUAUAAAUAAAUGCAGAGAUAUACCAUGUUUGUGAAUUGGAAGCCUAAGCAUAGUGAAGAUGUUCAUUCUGCCCAGAUUGAUAGAUCGAUUUAAUGCAAUUCCUGUCAAAACCCAGUCAGGGUUUGUUUUCUUUUGUAGAUUGAUAGACAAGAUGAUUCUAAAGUGUAUGUGGAUAGACAAAGGAAUGAAGAGUAGUUUCAGAAACAAUUUUGAAAAUAAUAAUAAAGUGGGAACAUGCAGUCUACCCAGUUUCAGAACUUCUGCGAUAGUUUUACUAAGGACGAUUGUGUGGUAUCUGCAGAAGGACAGACACAGAUCAAUAGAACAGAACAAAGAACCCAGAAAGAGUCCCCACAAAUACGCUCAACUGAGUUUUGAAAAGGGAGCCAAAGCACUUCAGUGGGGGGAAAGCUGGCCUUGCGACAGACUACAGCCAUUUCAAGCUUGUGAUGAACACACAGACGCCAGACUCAGAAAACAGCACCAGGAGCGAAGGAAGACGGGGCUUUGACGGCGGUCCCGCCAGGUGGUGACGGGAAAGGAGGGGUAGACGGUGCCCAGGGCUCUGUGGGCGGGGCCAGAGGAGGCACCCAAGGGGCGCGUCCGCGGGCCGAGCGGGCGGGAAGCUGUCCAAUCAGCGUCUGGGCAGAAGCGCCAAUGAGCGGGAAGGUUGUUGGGCGGUUGACGUGAGCGGCGGGUCUGAGCCCCGGCAGCUGAGCGCGGCGGAAGCGAGCCCUCCUUCCCUCUCCGAGGCUGGCUCGUCCCCCCAGCGCCCGGGGACCCGGUUUCGUUGUUCUCGGUGGGGACAGCACCCCGGAACCUCCACGGCCAUGGGCGCUCGUCCGAGGACGGCCUCUUUCAGCUCCUGUUCGUCCUCCUCGACAGACCCAGACGACGAGGGAGUGCGCGGCCCUUGCGAAGAUGCUUCUCCGUGCAGAGAACCAUCCGUUGAGACCUUCUGACGAGAUCAAGAAAGACAGAGGAACACAGCCUACACCUGGAGGGUCGGGAGCUUGGAAAGCAAUCUCAGAGCCGGUGAUGGCGAUCUCUUCAGAAACUCAGCCUCGCCAGUGCCCUUGGCGGCUCGAAGUCCUCUGCCCUGUUUCUUAUAUUGCACAUAUGAGUGAAACCAUUUGAUAUUUGACUUUCUCGGAUUGACUUAUUUCGCUCAGCAUAAUACCCUCCAGUUCCAUCCGUGUGCAUGUAAAUGGAAUAGAAGGAGGAAUUCACAACAAAAGAAAGAACCGGAGGAUGUACUCUCUGCCAUAGAUCUAAUUGAUAUGGACACAAUUGAGCUGAGCCUAAACCAAGAGUUGGCCGUUCAACUGACUGAGCCACCCAGCUGCCCCUCCAUUUGGUUGAAAUGAGAGAGACACAGUGAGAGAUGGAACACAAGCAGGCUUCCCGAGGAGCAGGGAGCCCGAAGCGGGGCUCGAACCCAGGACCCUGGGAUCAUGACCUGAGCCAAAGGCAGAGGCUUAACGACUGAGCCACCCGGGUGCCCCCGUCAUUUUAUUUUAUAUUCCUCUUAUUUUGGGGGGUGAAGUUGAAGAUCGUUUUUAUAUGUUUAAGAGCCAUUUAUAUUAUCUUUUACAGUGAACUGUCUGGUCAAGUAAGGAAUUCCUUUCUUGACCUUAGUAAAAUGAUAGUAACACUGUUAGGCUCUGAAGUCCUUUCUAUCAAGGCAGUGAAGGGAUUUGAGAUGGGAGGGUGACUUAGUCAGAUUGAGAAAGUGACCAAAUGACCACAGUCCUUGGGCAUGCAGGGAAUCCUCACCCUAAAGAUGGAGCCUAUGGGUAGAUUCUGUAAGAAAUGGAAAGAAAGUGCAAAGUGGUGGUUCCUGAGAAUAAGGACAUGGACCUUACUUGGAGCUGAGGGUGAACCCAGGCAUCAGGGAGAUGGGGCCAGGCCUGGCUAAGAGGCCUGAAAUCCUCUCUCCCAGGCUCCUGAGGCAGCUUUCCUAACCAGGGCUACAGAGGUGGGAACCCAAGUUGGGGCCCUGGGAGCUAGACGCCCCAGGCAGGGUGUCAGCCGGCCUUCCUUCCUUCUUCCUCUGCAUGGGCUGGCAUCUCCAGACCGGACCCCCUAGGAGAGGGCUUCCCAGGCAACAUGUGGUGAGCAUCUUUAAAGUUUUGUUCCAAUAAUCUCUCUGUUGUGGACGAUAUUCUAUAACAUACAUGAAAAAUGAUUUCCUAGAAAGAUAAAAUGCAAGAGACACAUCAAAUAGAAGCUCAAGUUAUUUAUGAGGAGAAUCAAUAGACGUAGAAUUCCUAUGUCACAUUGCAGUAAGUUUCUAAAUGCUACUGAAAUUUUGUUCUUAAAGUAGUUAUACUUUAAACAACAGGGCUUUAGAACAGAUAUUAUCUUCCAUUUCCCCCACUUAGAACAGAUACUGUUUUCCAUUUUCCCCCCUUUUAUUCCUCAUCGCCUUCACUCCAGCUCCCCAACCCACAGCUGAACCAGUCCAUUUAUUCGGCAACGUUUGCUCAUGCCUUCCCCUCCCGCAGACGGUCUAUGAGGCCACUUUAUAAACAGGGGCUCUUACCCACACAGGAUGGAGAGGAAGGGAACGUGGUGGAAAUACGGCUUUUCUUUUCUUUUUUUUUUUUUUUUUUUGCUUUGACAUUUAUCUGCCCCAUUUCCUGACCCCAGAAUCUUAUUUUCGUCAUGAUCUCGCAUUGUUGAGUUUUCACAGAGUCUUGAGAGGCUUACACCUAACCAAGAGAAAGUACAUUUCCAAGAGGAACAUUUAGAUCUGAUUUUUCAUGUAAAACCCUUGUCUUUCUUAUGUAAAAUUAUGGGACUUUUUUUUUUUUUAAGAUGGUUAAUUCCACCAUCAAGUAGAUUGUACUUACUUGAGUUCAAACAGCUUUUUAAAAAAAAAAAAACUGGGUGUUACACGCAAAUCAUGAAUCAUGGAACGCUGUAUCAAAAACUACUGAAGCACUAUAUGAUUAACAUAACCGAAAACAAAAAACAAGAGAAUGUGAAAGUCACUCUUUCUCCCAUGAAGUCCACAGAUAAACCGCUGACCCCAAAGAAGAGCAGAAGAGUCCUCAUUGGCUCUUCUCCUGGGCUGGGCUCUGCAGGGAUGAUUUCCAACCUGACUGAGCGAUAGCUUGUCUCUGUCUCUCGGGAUAUUUUGCUCGAGUCCAUGGCAUCAGCCAGCUGCUGAAGGCAUUUCUACGGAAGACAGAAUGUCAUUAUCAAAUUCUAAAUCUUGGGGCUGGGGUAGAUACCACCUUCUGGAGAUUAAAGGUAAAUGAAAAUUCCCCUUCUUCUUUCCCGAAUUGUUUCAUUCGUGAAGGUGCCCGCCUGGUUCAAAAAUGUUAAAAAUAUAUUCAGAAGGAAUGCAGUGACUGCCUGUCUCGCGCCCCUGUCCCCAGCUGCUUGCACCUGCUGCCACCCUCAGCCACAUACGUGAUGUCCCCAGGGCCUCGCUGAAGGAUAGGUGCCUGGCUUCCCAUCCUUUGCUGUUGCAACAGGGGUUAUGAUAAAAAAAAGUCCUUGUAGACAUGUCCUCAGCACGUGUGGAAGAGCCCUGCCAGUGGAAUUGUGAGACCCAGAGCCCCUGCAUCUGCCAUAUUGACGAUAAGGAAGAGGUUUCCUUUUUUAUUAUGUUAUGUUACUCACCAUUCAUUACACCAUUAGUUUUUGAUGUAGCGUUCCGUGAUUCAUUGUUUGUGCAUCACACCCAGUGCUCCGUGCAGAACGUGCCUUCCCCAAUAUCCAUCACCAGGCUACACCAUCCUCUCACCUCGCUCUCCUCUAGAACCCUCAGUUUGUUUUUCAGAGUCCAUAGUCUCUCAUGGUUCAUCUCCCCCUCCCAUUUCCCCACCUUCAUUCUUCCCCUCCUGCUAUCUUCUUUUUUUUUUUAACAUAUAAUGUAUUAUUUCUUUCAGACGUACAGAUCUGUGAUGCAACAGUCUUACACAAUUCACAGCGCUCACCAUAGCACAUACCCUCCCCAAUGCCUUAUCACCCAGCCACCCCAUCCCUCCCACCCCCCACCACUCCAGCAACCCUGAGUUUGUUUCCUGAGAUUAAGAAUUCUUCGUAUCAGUGAGGUCAUACGAUACAUGUCUUUCUCUGAUUGACUGAUUUCGCUCAGCAUAACACCCUCCAGUUCCAUCCAUGUCUGAUAACGAUGAUUUUAUGGUCGUCAUGACAGUGUCCUCGGUACGGUUUGAGGAUGUGCAAGGCUGGGUGAUGGUGAUAUGAAACAAAGGCCUUUUGUAGCUGUUCCCUGAUUUGGUCCCUCACCUGCUCUGUUAGGGGGCAAGAACAGGUGUAUGUAACUACGCUCAUUGACGGGAAAGGCGACGGGUCUGGUUAGUGGCAGAACCAGGACAAUAGGACUGCAGCUCCUGCAAGUCCGGGUUCCUUCCCUGUUCUCUACACAGGGCCUUGUGCUUGUUCAGGGGAAUCUUUGCGGUCUGUCGAUUCACGGUGUGUGUGUACCUCAGGCCCCACGUCUGUGUCCCGUGUCAUAAGUCAUAAAGGCACAGCCACGGCGCUUACUAGGGCAGGUCCUGCUGGGAGAGUCUCCCGUGUAUGUAUUUCCUCAGGAAUCCUCACAACCCCGUGAGGUGCUAUCACUUUCUCUACUGUGCAGACGAGGAACGCUUGGCCCGGGGAGGUGAGUGACUUCCAGCGCCUCACAGCAGACACGUGGUGGAGCUGGGAUCGGAAGCCCAUUCCCCGGCUCCAGAGUGCCGGCCCUUUCCCCCCACCGUGCUCUCCUCUCACAGAAAAAGUAGUAGUACCACAAGUUGGUGCUCGCCCUCACAGUGUGGGGUGCUUUGUGAUAUUUGCUCUUGUAUCCUAUUUGAUCCCCUAAAUGCUGGUUCCCCCCCCGCCCCCCCCCACAGUGGUUUCCUGACCCUCCCUAAUCUGUCUCAGUCUGGGUUUUGGAAAAGUCUGUUAGGUUCUACUUCCCCAGCACCUCUCAGUGCGUCCCCACCUCUCAGUGUCCAUCCCCGUGGCGGCUGCCCCAGUUCAGGCUCCCCAUGACUUCUUCCCUGGACCUUCUUCCUGGAUGGCUGUGAGAUCCUCCUAACUUUUGUCCUCCGUCCGUUCUCCAUGCGGAGACCAAAGUCACCUAAAAAAUACAUUUCUGACCAUAGUGUUCGUAAUUUAAGGCGCUAAGUCCACCUUUGCUGUUUGAGGCCUAGUGUUCAGUCCAUGAAGAUGGUCGGUCAAUGUAUGAGGGAAUGCAGAAUUAGAAAACGUACUGUGUAUUUGUCCUCAGGAUGAAGAUCUUCUCCCAGGUAAGUAUUCUGAGGUCGACUUUCCAAUGAUAGUCACGAGAAAGCCGCACAGCACCACCGAACCUCACUGUGGGGUUGCUCACAAGGUCCUCGAUCUUGGGACGAGCACGUGGCCCUGCAAUGCUCUAUGAAUGGAGAACACACAGGAUGGACGUGCCAUGCACACACGUGCUUUGGUCAGACUGAACUCCCCUUUUGACCCCACUAUUGGGGAAAAAAAGAAGCAAAAGCUGUGGAAAACUCACACUUUCAUAUGUCUGCCAGCCUAAAGAGUAGGUCCAGUACAGCCACCUGCCCCAAAGACGUUGAAAGAUGUGCCCCAGAUAACGGGGCACAUGACAGUCACCUGCAGGAGCUCUCAGAACCACCCGUCGUUCCUGUUGCAGCAGCCUGAUGGUCUACCAAUUCCGGUCUGUUCUGUCAUUUCAUAAUCGAUCAUGUUUCCUGUCAAGCAUUAAAGCAGCCCCAAAGAAACCUGGAGAAGAAUCGGCUCCCAAAUCCAAAGGGAGAAACGCUUUUUCAAAAGCUAUUCAAAAUUAAACUAAAAGUCGUCCCAAGGCGUUUCCACAAUUCUUUCCUCGCAGUUCCCAAUUUCUCAAUGUCAAGGUCUUGGGCAGUCCGGUCCACAGGGGCCCGGCUUUGGAGACAGCGGCACCUCUACAGUGCCUGGAUGGACGCCCGAACCUCGUAGGCGGAUCCGAUGGGCUCUGAUGGCCCCUUACUUAUUUAGUGCCAUGAGGCACUGGGAGGUGGAGGGUCUACAGCGGCGGGGCGACCCGGAAAGCCUGAGGCCAUCGCCCGCAGAGCACAGCGUCCGCUCGGCCUGGGGCUCACUGGUUCCCGGAGUUUUCAGCCAGGGCAAAGCCCGGGGGAGGGCAGGGGAAGGCUCGGGUCCAGUGCGCCCAGGGCGAUGCUGGGUGGGGCCUGGACAGAGGGCGACGGGGACAGCCGACCCACCCAGCUGCUCCCCAGGGGCUCGGGCAGCGGCACCGAGCCGGGCUCCAGGUCUUGGCGUGGCGCAGCCCCAGGCCCAGACCCCGAGGCCUGAUGUGGGGCGGCGGCAAGGGACAGAGCGCGCGACCAGGAGAGCAGCCGGCCCUCCCGCGCCCGAGCCUGGUCUGGGCUCCUGCCGAUCCGGAUCGACGCGCUCGCCUGCCCACGGUCUGGUUGGUCAGCUGCUUCAUGCAGCUGGAUUGCUUCUUGCUGGCGGCGGCGGCGGGGGCCGGCACGGCCAGGGCCGGGCAGCUCGAGGAAUCGCCCGGGGGGAGGGGGGCCGACGUCGCUUCAUGUCCACCCGAGGCGGCAGUGGAAGCGGCUGUGGGCCCGGCGCCCCCCCCUCGCCGCCUCUCAUCCAGUGGCGCGGCAGGUCGGGGCCUUGGGAGGCCAGACCCGGGACGCGGUACCCAGCCCGUCCUCCACCCAGGGCGGGAACCCCGGGGCCGCCCUGUGCAGGGCCCGGAGGCCCCCUCUCGGGCACCGCCACCGCCGCCCGCGACCCCCUGCCGGGUCCAGCCGCACACCUCCGCGAGGCAGCGGAUGCGCGCAGCGCACGGAGCCACCGGUGAACCGCCAAACCCCGGUGUGGGACGCACUGUCCCCGCAGAGCUGGCAGGGCACGGAAGGACGGAACACUCUGGAGCCUCUGGAGGCUGGAAAUGCCCAAAGUCUCCUUGAGGGCCGUGCCUCUGCGCAGGUGUAGAUAUUUGUCAAAUGCACCUAGGAUCUGCUCUCCUAGGUGAAUGGAUGCAUUGCAUGCAUUGCAUGCAUUUCCUGGGGGAAAGUCCAGGGCCAGAUGCAUUUUCUGUGGGCGGGCACCUGGGGGCAGUCAGGCAGGAGCACUCGCUAGGGGCCCACCCAGGACAGCCAGGAAGCGGGGAACAGGGGAAGGGGCCCAGCCCUGCGUGGGAAGUCGUGGGGCUGAGCGUCUGGGACCGGGACCGGUGGCCAGAGUCGGCCCUGGGAAGGCCCAAGGUCUCGGGCUUUCCUAGCAACGUGGCCUGCGCAGGGGAGGCGCGUGCCGGGCCCGCGCAGGCGUUGCCUAGAAACGCCUGUUGUCUUCUGAUUCUUAGCCUGGCGCAAGCAGGCGUUCUGGGACACUUGGCGGGGUAGUCCGACUGCGCUGGACGCUUUUCCACAGCGGACCGCGACAGUUAUAUGACCCGCGAAGAUGUGCUCCUGGGUUGGUGGCCUGGGCUCUGGCCUAGGCCAUUCCCAGGGAGGAGUGGAUGGCAGUGAGACUUCCUUGACCGGCUCCAACUCGGAUCUCACCAUGGACUUUGGUGAUGUCAUAUCAUCUCAGACAGAAAUCAAUAGACUCCUCAAUGAGAUCCAAAGACUGGAGGCUGAUCUUACACUUUGGAAACAUUUGUCCAAGGGACCGAAUAGCUCAGACUCCAAUGCCAUCUGGAAACUGAAGAGCACCAUCAGGGACCUAGAAGAGAGGCGGAUGAGGGAGAUCGAGGAACAUCAACUCGGAGUUGCGAUACUGCACAGUGUCCAUCAAGAAAAACUGGCCGACAUCACUGACAGGCACCGCAAACAACUCCUCGAGUAUGAAAGACGGAUAGAAGACCUGCAACAUCAAGAGUCUGCCAGUCAUGGGAAAGAUGACUUACUUCAAGAAAGGGAAACUGAGCUUAGAAGGUUGAAGCAACAACUUGCAGAAAUGGAGCGGCUGAAUGACCGUUUAAACAACGUUGCUUCUGAUCUCAGAGCAGAAAACCAAAAGUUGGUUUUGGCGCUCCAGGAUGUAAGACAUCAGCUGGAAGAAUCUAUUCUCCGGAACAACGAGGAUUCUCUGGAAAACAACACUGCUGUGAGGGCUUUAAAAAUAGAAAAAGGACGGUUAAUAGCAAAAUUGGCUCGGGCGGAAAAGAAGCUGUUGGAGGAAACAAACAAGGAUGAGCAAACUAUCAAAGAAUUGUCCCCUUUAGAGCAUGUGCAUUGCAUUCAACACAGUCAAGAGAAAGACCUGGAAAUAGUACACCUCAAAAAGAGGAUCGAGCAGAUGGACGCCGACCAUACAGAAACGAAGGAAAUGCUGUCCUCUGCUCUGGAGGAGCAGAAGCGAUUGACACAACUCGUUAAAGAGAAAGAGAUGUAUAUUGAAGAACUUACAGGAAGUCCAGAGCUUCAGGAGGAAUUCGGUCAGUCUACCCAAACCUUCAGAAGUAAUGACAUUUCCCAGCCAUCCGUGGAGGACAAAGACAGGUGUCUCCCAUCCGUGACAGGCGAAAAUCCUCAUCUGAGAGAAGAACUGGAGAGCCUAGGACAACAGAGUCGCUCUGUUCCUGCGCUCGACCCUAAAAUCCUAGACGAGAUCGUAGAACUGGAGUGUGAGGUGUUUCACCUCCAGGAGUUAAAGGAUGAUCUCGAGGAGGAAAUCAGAGAGCAGCAGAAGAUCAUUCACAACCAGCAGCAGGGGAAGAUAGGACUGCUUCAUUCUUUACAAGAGCAGAAGCAGAAAGUGGAGCAGCUCCAAUACCAGCAGGAGCAGAUGAAUAUUGAACACGCUCAGCUCCUUUCAGCGAAAGACGAGGAGAUUCAGCAUUUGCAGGACACGAUAGACCAAAUGAAAGCCCGGUUGCCUGACAAAAGCCAGCACAUUCCGACAGAAGACUGUGAUGAUGUGGAAGUCCCAACCAGUCAGCCUCUUCCCAGACAAAACGCAAGUGAAAAGCUUGAUUCACGUGAAGCCGAAACUCAAAGAUCAGUCCUAGGAAUCAAAGAACACGAACUGGAGAUGAAGCUUCUAACUGAACAGAACAUCCGACUGACGGAACAGAUGGAUCGGCUCUCCAAAGAGGAGAUUGGUAAACUAACUCAGAUUAUCCAGCAGAAAGACUUGGAGAUUCAGGGUCUUUCCAGCAGGAUCUCUGCGGCUUCUCACAGCCAGAACCGGGACGUGGAGCGACUUCAGCGGCAAUUGCAAGAGUACGCUUGGAAAAGCGAACAGGUCUUGGCGGUCUUAAAUGAGAAAACGAGGGAGAACAGCAAUCUGAGGACAGAGUAUGACAAAAUGGCGGAUAGGAUGGCUGCCACAGAAGCAGACCUCCGGCGGAUGCAAGAGGAAAAUCAAAAACUGUCCACUAGAAUGGACAGUAGUGGUCAGGAGAUGUUUAGAGAAACGAUUCAGAAUUUAUCACACAUCGUUCGAGAAAAAGACCUCGAAGUGGAUGCGUUAAGUCAGAAAUGUCAGACUUUAUUGACACUCCUGCAACCCUCCAGCCCUGGUAAUGAGGUUCGAGGCGUUCAUAUGGAUCAGUUCAAGCAGCUUCUACAGGAACGGGACACAUUAAAACAGCGAGUGAAGAUCAUGGAAGAGUGGAAACAGCAGGUGAUGACCACAGUCCAAAAUAUGAAGCGUGAGUCACCCCAGCUUGAGAGAGAGCUGGCACAACUCCAGGCGCGGGCUUUCACCAGCAGCGAGAAGGAUUCUGAACUACCGACGACCUCUAGUGACCUGAUGCAGACGUACAAAGGCAAUGAAAUAAAAUUACAACAUUUAGAGAAGGAACUGGCACAAAUUCAGCUCAGCAUCGGGGAGCUUUGCAAUGCCAAGGAUCUCCUUCUAGGGAAACUGGACGUGAUUUUCCUCGAGCCCUCCCCCGACUGCUCAGAGUCAGCGGACUCUCUGGAGCCCGUGAAAUCUGACAGAGUGGGUGAGGCUUCUGAGUUGCUCCAAGUGGAGGUAGAAGAGCUGAGAAAAUCAAUGCAAGAAAAAGAUAGGAUGAUUCGAACCCUCCAGGAAGAUAAGCAGAGAUGGACUGAUUCAGUGGCUGCCACGUGGGAAGGAGAAGGCCCAGAACAGGAACACAGGGAUUCCGACAUCGAGCAGCUGAAGGAGAAACAGGCCGUUCUACAAAACUUCAUUCGGGAUCAGGAGCUCCGAAUCCAAGCGAAAAGUGAGGACUUGCUUUCUUUGCAGGAGAACUUCCGUAGCCAAGUGAGUGAAAAUGAACUUUUGAGGCAGACGGUCACCAAUCUGAAGGAGAGAAUAGCAGAGUUGGAAAUGGAUGUGUGUCAACCGAGAGAGGAAAAUGCAAAAGUCGAGGAAAACUCUCGAGAAAAGGCAGUGGGAGAUGAGGCAUUGCAAGAGACAGAUAGGCUGCUUUCAGUGAUGCGGAGAGAGGAGGAAUCCCAGGGUGCUGCGAUGAAAGAGAAGGCACUUGCUUUGGAGCAACUAUCGCAAGAGAGAGAAGAGCACGAGACCAGGGUAUUGAACCGGCCGGUCAGUGCAGUUCCAUCAAUGCAGGGAAAGACAGUUCUGUGCCAACAGGGGAGAGAUGAAGUCCUGUUGGCCCUGACACAGAAACAAAUGGAAACCUGUGCCCUCCAGAAGGAGGUUCGCCAUUUACGUGAGAGCGAAUUACGCCUAACCCAGGAGCUGGAGAGACGGCGACACCUCGCUCUAGAAGCCGAAGACGCUCAUCGCCGGGAAGCUCUGGCCUCAGAAGACAAAGUGGCUCAACUCAGGAAGGAAGUGACGGUCUUGCAGGGAAGACUCGUUUUGUCUUCCACUGCCAUGGAAAAUGCCAGCCGAGGAGCCAGUCUGCAGGUAGAGUCGCUGCAGGAGCAACUGCACGUGGUGACCCAGCAGAAAGAGGACACUGCGCUCCAGCUUGCUGCCUCGCAGGAAGAAGGAAGGCAGUAUGGUCACAUCCUAGCUGACCUCAAGUUGGAACUCGCCGAAUGGAUGGAAAAGGCAGACAGCCUCGAAGGAAAACUGAAGUCAUUGCAGGGACGAUUACAUAAAACAAAUGCUGACUUGGAGCUGAAGGAAGACCAACUCCAAGAAUUCCAGAAACAGAAUGAGGUCCAGCAGGAAAUCCUGGAGGACACACAGAAGAAACUGAUGAACUUAGUCAGUAAGUCCGAAGGAAUGGUGGACAAAACCCUACUAAGGAGACUCUUCCUGGGAUCUUUCCAAGCCCCUGACGCUGAACGGCAGGAAGCCUUAAGGUUGAUGGGAAGCAUGCUGGGGAUCCGAGAAGACCAGAUGCGGCAGCUGUUCAGUGAAGGGCCAGGUGGUGGUACCAGCUGGAUGAGUCGGGGGCCUGGAUCCAAAAGCGCCCCCAACACACAUGUGAAGCCAAAUCACCGACCUAUGGCCAAGAAUUCUUUUUCAGGGCUUUUCGUCCAGUUUCUAGAAGCGGAAUCUCAUUCAGCUUUGCCACCACCAAAGCCCUCUGCUCAUGACGUGAAGCCCCCAGAUCCCGGAGGAAGGGGAAAACUGGCUAUGAAACAAGGCCCAGCACGUCUGAACACUACCCUAGCAUCCACAUCCCGGAAAAAAGAUGUGAAGCCCCGCACCACAACGGUGUCUCUUAUUACCCCACCUGGACCGGAAGCGGAUGGAUCGGAGCACCUUCUUCUAAAUGCCGUCACUGAUGCUUUGCCCACGUACGCACCCCAAAUACUGUCACCUGCGGAGAAGGUUGGAAUGGCGGCCAAAGGCCUCUCAAAGAAAUAGAGGAUUCUCAAGCCAGAGAUGAGACAGUGCUCGGAAGACCCCAAGUCACUCUGUGUGUUUACCUAAUCCCAAAAUGUCCUUUUGCAAAACGUAAUAUAUUUGCAGUCUUGCUUUCAGCUUAAUAAAAAUAUUCUUUUAUGAGUUAACAAAAAAAGGCAUCUUUUAAUGACUGCAGAGGUAUUCACCAAACUGAAAAUGGUGGGUAUUUCUUAUGAGAGUAGACACUGGUGGGGUUGGGGGCUGCGGUCAAUGGUACUUCCAGUAUUGUUUGUAAUGCUUUGAUGUUUUCAUAAGGAGCAUGUAUAUACAUAUACCUUUGGUAAGGAAAACAUCCACUCGUUUUAAUGUUCCCAACUUAUCAAAUACAUGAGCACCCACGCCUUGUUGGAGAAACUGGGUGUAUAGCAUGAAAGUUUAAGAUGAAUACAUUUUUUUAAAAAAUGCGAGUUUGAUUUUCCCAGUUAUGUCCCAUUUCUCUUUCUCCUUUUUUAUUUUUAAUUGUUUUUUCCAUUUCAUUUUAUGUUGCCUGGGAAUCUACUUCAUGGGUAACCUGAUUUAUCUCAGGCCUUUAGAAAUAUAUGUAUAUUUGUCUUUUUGGGCGUAUAGUAUUCUAUGACUUGCUUUUAAAAAAAAAAAAUCACUCUGCCUUCGAGAUCUUUACAAAUGUGAAUGAAUUCCAAUUCAUUCUUUAAAAGGAAAUGCAGGCCUUUGUGGAUAUACCCUAAAUUACCGAACUAGCUCCUACUGAUCAGUAUUUAAUCAGUUUUUACUUCAAAUGUCCAUGGUCAACUCCCUUGUUCCUUUCCUCAGAAGCCACUCCAAAUCUUCGUUUGCAGUGCCAGGCUCAUUACUCCACUAUACUCUGGAAACCAUCCACU
Mirounga angustirostris (Northern elephant seal) is the source of this 13920-nucleotide messenger RNA. Its product is annotated as thyroid receptor-interacting protein 11-like. Gene Ontology annotation, molecular function: small GTPase binding. Gene Ontology annotation, biological process: endoplasmic reticulum to Golgi vesicle-mediated transport; Golgi organization. Bases 8738 to 13042 code for a protein of 1434 amino acids. The transcript has 5 exons. Gene Ontology annotation, cellular component: Golgi apparatus. NCBI's taxonomy places the organism in Eukaryota, Metazoa, Chordata, Mammalia, Carnivora, Phocidae. The record is from RefSeq and is a predicted model, not a curated record.